Molecule: messenger RNA, 1216 nt
Organism: Zerene cesonia (dogface butterfly)
Lineage: Eukaryota; Metazoa; Arthropoda; Insecta; Lepidoptera; Pieridae
Product: tRNA methyltransferase 10 homolog A
Exons: 4
Coding region: 163-1077 (304 amino acids)
Biological process (GO): tRNA N1-guanine methylation
Cellular component (GO): nucleoplasm; nucleus
Molecular function (GO): tRNA binding
Source: RefSeq, a predicted model, not a curated record
CAAUUUUUUAACGAUAGCUUUUAUUCAAAAAGUAAUAGAAGAAAAAAUAAACCAAUAAUAUAUAAAACACUAAAUCGACCUAACCUAUUACUAAAUUUUUAUGCCAGGUGUGUUCAGAUUAUGAUGAUUUGAUCAAAUUAAAUACAAGGGAAGAUUAACAACAUGGAAGAACUGUUUGAAACACCAGAUUAUGAUACAGCAGAGGAAAAUAGCUAUCAUCAUUAUACUUUAUUCGAUGUCACUGUUGACCCAGGAUUAAAAGAUGACGAAGGAAAUGAACUGCCUAGACCUUUCAAUAAAAAUCAAAUGAGGAAGUGGUUGAAAAAAGUGCGUUGGGAAAAACAUAAGGCUGAAAAACGUAGUAAAGAAAAGGCUCGGGCCAAGGAAAGGAAACGGGAAGCACGCGCAGCAAAUAUAGAUUUAGGCCCCAACAGAAAAAUGUUGAAGAAAAUGAAGUUAGAAAAAGUUAAGAAAAAUAUAACCAUAAUAAUUGAUUUAAGUUUUGAUCAUUUAAUGAUCGAAAAAGAUAGAUAUAAGGUAAUAAAACAAUUGCUACGGUGCUAUUCAAUAAAUAGGCGGUCAGAGGCACCUCUCCAAUUUCAUGUCACGAGUUUUGGUGAAAAAGCAAAAAUUGACAUUUCCAGGCACAAUGGUUAUGAAAAUUGGGAUAUAGGGUAUCAUGAAAAGUCUUACCUCGAGCUUUUUCCUAAAGAAAAGUUAGUUUAUCUGUCUAGUGAAUCUGAAAAUGUCAUUGAGCAAUUUGAAGAGGACACAUACUAUAUCAUUGGUGGAUUAGUGGACCAUAACAAGCACAAGGGAUUGUGUCAUAAAUUGGCUGUUGAUCAAGGUAUAAGGCAUGCCCAGCUACCUCUAGAUAAAUAUGUAAACAUGAAAACAAGGAAAGUUUUGACCAUAGACCAUGUUUUCGAGAUUGUGCUUCAUAUUUCUGAAGGUAUGCAGUGGCAAGAAACUCUUCUGAAAGUUUUACCAUUAAGGAAGGGAGUACACCUAUGUGACUCAUUAAAUAAUUCUACAUCAAUUAUAGAAACAUCAAAAGAAAAUAAUAUACCCGUAUGAAAUCAUAUAUUAUGUAAAUUUUAAAACAAAAAUUUAAGUUCAAAUUAACAAUUUGUUUAAGUAAAACACUAUUACACACUAAAAUACUGCAAUUCACUAAAUAUAUUAAAGCUAUGUUGUUUUACUUUUAGAGUUAUUA